GCAGGCAGCAACGCGGAAGCGGAGAUUCAGGCUCCGGCUCCACGUCAUUUUAGGUGCACUGUUGCAACCAAACCAUGGGGUUUGCUGUUUGAAACUGCCAGCCUUAGUAUUGUUUGGCCUCGUAGGCAAACAGAACAGCGACGGGUUUUGGAAAUUGGUUUCUUCAGAUCGGCAUCUUUGGUGCUUCUUCCUGAUGGGUGAAUCAAGGCCUCGCCGCUCCACCCUGGUGUCCAGGUUGCCCAUUUUUAGACACAGUGUAAGGAAAAGGCAGGACUCUCUGCCAUCGUCUCCGUCCUCUGGCGGUGUAGGUAAUGGCGUGCACACUUCUUCUCCUUCAAGCACCAACUCGAGCUCCAGCAGCACGGGAAAGCGGCGCAGCCUUUUCCGAACACCAUCUAUAAGCUUUCAUAGCAAGAGGAGCAACGAGUUGCACGCCGAUUCCAGCCAACUCAGUGCAGACAAUCGGAGCCGGCUGUCCGAGCCGAGCUUUAACGACGGUUGCAACCACAAGACACGGCAUUCGUUUGGAUUUGGCGGACACAAGAAGAAGCUCAGCCGCUCCCAUACAGAGGACUUUGAGAAAGCCCCCGCUAACCGCAAUGUUUUCAUUAACUGCAUUAGCUCAGGGACGAAUGAGGGAGAUGAUUCCGGCUUCUUGGAUGACGUCAGCAGCAAGAGAUCUUCCAAACCAAAAAAGCUGCUGUCCAAAUCUUUUUCCGCUCACCAUCGGUUUUCCAAGAACUCCUCUAACCAGGUUGAACAGGGUCAAUGCAAGGACGAUGCUCCCAAGACAGGAACUCCAGGUUCCUGGCCUGGUGAACUUGCAGAGAGCUCUCUACAAUCCCCCAUAGUUUCUGAGGACCGCACAACAGCCAUUACACCCUCAGACUUUGUCCAUGUCACCGAGGACACUGUCUCUGAAGUGGAUGCUUUGCCUGUUCCGAGUCCAGCUGAAGUCACUCCUGAGAAUAUCAGCCAAGGUGUUUCUACCUCACAGACAUGUGCCAAACCAGAUCAGUGUACUAUGGAGAAGCCUGUGCUGCCAGAUAUCAGCCAAACUGCCAAUAUACAGUGUGACAGUACCAUUACCCAAACAGAACCGGAAGCACUGAACACAGCAGAGGAGCAGCGCCAGGAUCAGAUCGAGGCCAGUGAAAACGAACUGAACCCAGAGCUGAGCGAGGAGAGCAGCUCCAAUGCAGAGCCCAGAGAAAGAACACACAGAAAUACCGUGUUGGUCCAGCAGCUUGGAAAAUCAGCCGGCCUGGGCAAACUGGAGAGCAGGCCAAGCUAUCUGAGGAAACCUCACACAGUGUCCAUGUGCAGUAGUAUGAGCCCACGUCGUGAAGUGAUGCGUUUGGAAAGGAGGCUGCGCUCAGCUUCAGAGGGUGCCGGAGGACCAAGACUUCAUCUCAACCUUAAAGAGCAUACCUGUAUGGAGACCAGCAUGCUGGCCAAACAUAGAACCAACUCCUCGUCCUCCAAACUGGGCAGCCUGGAUUUUUUGAACAACCUUGGCUCUUCUGAGCUAGACGAGGAUGAUCUAAUGCUGGACCUGGAGCUCUCAGAUGACCAGAGACAUCGGCAUGCUUCUCAGGAAGACUCCAGUCAAUCUCUUGCCUCCUGUCUGAACCUGCUGCCGUCCCCGUCGGAUCUGCCGACAGACCCGAACACUGCCAAGGAGUGCAGAGAGAACAACAGGGAGCCACGGCCUGUGUCUCUCUGUGUGUCCUGUGAUGAGGAGUUGUUCUCUGGGCUGGAGACGUUACCCUUCAGGCUGAUGCAGCAGGACUGCACGGCCAUGAAAACACUCCUGCUGCGUCUUCGUAGGGUUCUGCAGGAGAGCACUGAGCCCAGCCCUGCCAGCAGCCUUCACUCUUUACCCAUAAGCCCUUGCAGUGAGAAGUCACCAGCUUUCAAGGAUCCAGUGCGAGAUGAGAGCCAGUCCCUCCAGCAGCAGCUGAAAGAGAGAGAUGAGUUGAUCCUGCUUCUGCAGACUGAGCUGGAAGCUGCCCGUUCUGCACAGAAACCCCUUUGCCAAAAAACUGACAAAACAACCCAGACAGAUCCUCCAGCCCCAGAGGCUGUCCAUCCAAGUCGAGCCAUAAGCAAUAGCAGCAGCAGUCUUCCCAGGGAGCGAAGGACAGCCCGACUGUCCAGUUGGGGAGAAGAGCGCCAUGGUACUCGAGAUCUUGCUUCAGUCCAGAGGAGAUCUGAACAAACAUACUCGUCAUCUUCUGAGGCAACUACACCGCGAAAGCUAGAGCAUCUGGGUCCCUCUCAGAUUCCUCGUGCCGUGGUGAGCGGCAGCUCUUGCAGCCUCUCCUCAGACGGUGAGAGAGUCGCCAUAACAAGGCCACACUCUUCAUUCAGUGGGCGUCUGGGCCAGCCACCACGCGGGCCGCUCUCUCUGCAUAUGUACAGCCGCAAGAACGUCUUCCUCCAGCAUUCACUCUACACUACCGAGCUGCAGGCACUCGGCCAGCAGGAUGCUUGAAAACACACACACACUUUUUAAAUUAGACUUCUGCACUAAUCAUCAAUCCCUCUGCCUCAGCAGCUGUUUGACCUCUGCACAGUUUGGACGGAGCCCCAAUCUAGCUUCUGCAGCUAUCUUAAAAAUACCAUCAAUCCGCUGUUGACCCUGCUUGACUUCAUUAUACAGCUGUGUGACAAAGCCAGUAUGGCCUUGUAAUAGUGGGUCUGAUGCCAGUUCACCGACCCUCAGCUCAUUGCUGAAAGACUGACAUCAGAGAUCAUUCAGCAUUAUUUUUUCAAACGUGUAACUGUUUGGUUUUUUUUUUUCCAAAUCUGUUUGGUAGUGGUACCAGUGAUAAUGUCUAUUUGUGUGUAUUUAAGCUUAGCAUCUUCACUUACCUCCACUGAUCUGCAAGGAAAAGAAGAAAUAUAACGAUGAGCGUUAUCAGAACGUACCAGACUUGGUAGAACUGAAACACAAGUACUCGUGUCUUAUAUCAAAUCCAGCUGUGCUUAAUAUCUAUUGUGUUAGAGAUCUGUGUGUAUGGAAUGUACACAUUUGUACUUUAUCCACCAGCAUUUUUUUGCACCAACGAAUGUGGCCCUGCACAUGUUGCCAACUCGUGUCUCUGAAGGAUUUGAAGCUCUUGCUGCUAGCUGGGGAAUAUUCUAACACUCAUUAACCUUUACUAAUUGCAUGCUACUUUGCUACUUUUUUACAUAGCAUAAACAGAAAUCAGAACCGAGCCUUUUUGUACAGUGGCUUAGAAAUAGCUCUUACAGUAUUCUAAUAGGAAGCAGUGGCAGCUUCUAGUGAUCACCACUGCCUCGUCUAUAAAUGGACACUAUGUGAGUUCUUUUUAUGCUCAACACACAUGACUCUCAGACACGACUCUUCUUGCCCUACAUGUGACAAGUCAAGUCCUAGUCCAGCAAUCCUCAUAUUUAUAAUACAAACCCAAUUUCCAGAAAAGUUGGGAUAUUUUUUUUGAAUGUGUUGCAGGAAUCACAUUCUAACCUCAUUUAUAUUUCCAAAAUGCAAUUAAGUUGGUCAGUUAAACUAUUGAAAAUCUUUUCUUUGUACUUUUGUUAGUUAAAUGAACAUUUCACGUGAAUUAACAAAUCACACGUUUUUUGUUUUAAUUGCAUUUUGGAAAAUGUCCCAACUUUUCUGGAAAUGGAGUUUGUAGAUAAAGCACACUUCACUUCACAAACGGUGCAUAAGAGCUACACUGAAGAUAUUUGUUUAAAAAAUGGAUUCACAUUCUGUGAUGACUUGGAUAAAUGUAAAAAUAUCUGUACACUGUUCAUGGAGCUUGGUUUUAUAUAUAUAUAUAUAUAUAUAUAUAUAUAUAUAUAUAUAUAUAUAUAUAUAUAUAUAUAUGGAUGUAUUUUUGUCCGAUGUUGGGACACUUCGGACCAAUGAGCAUCGAAGGGCAUUCAGAGGGGAAGGAAACCCUGAAGAAACUCACUUCUAUCUAUCCAGCAGGUCUGCUCCCGGAGGUCCGCUGCUCCACUUAGAGCAGUCUGCUGGGAGAGGCAGCGUUCUCUCUCUCAGCCCUACUUGUACAGCUCCGAGAGAGAAAGAGAUUUAGCAUCCUCUUCCCAUCACCUUGCUGUGAUCUCAAUAUCAUCCCUAUGUGAAAGUGGAACAUGCUUCUUACGUGAUUUAAGAAUGACCUUGCAAGAAUGGAGACUGCAUUUCCUUUGAACGGUUGCUUUUAGUGAUACUGUUAUGGCGGAACGCCAACUCAAAACGCAUGUUUGAAGAGGCAAGCGACUUUUAUCUGUGUUACCCUUCAGCUGUUAAUUGGCAUAAAACCUUCCAAGGUAAAUGCCAUGAUGGCAAAAGCACGGGUGAUUAAUUAAUGAGUACGAGUGAGACUAAAUGGCACUUGAUAAAUGUUGAUGGAAAAAUCAUUCGUAAGACUGUAUGUAUGAAACACAUCCUCUGGACUGACACUUUAAGUCAACUAGAUUAGGUAUUUAUUUUGCGCCUUAUUUAUUAUGUGCAUUGUGAUAUCACUCGAAGGUCUUAUUUUGUACGUGGAACUUUGAAAACUGGCAUCCUCAUAAAGGAUGCUCUCAAUUUAUUAUGUUAUGCUGAGAAGAAAAAAAUGAUCUGUAAAUGAUGUAUUUUCCAAGAUGUACAGGGUACAUUUAAUAGCAGCACUUUGAAGAAGUGAUUUUAAACCAUGAUCAAGCUGAGAAUUUAAUAUACUAUGUUCCUGUACUUUUUCUCUCAAGUGAUUUUCACAAUAAU
Messenger RNA from Neoarius graeffei (lesser salmon catfish), 4741 nucleotides. It is a transcript of the gene ccser1, whose product is annotated as coiled-coil serine-rich protein 1. The record is from RefSeq and is a predicted model, not a curated record. Lineage: Eukaryota; Metazoa; Chordata; Actinopteri; Siluriformes; Ariidae. Bases 194 to 2497 code for a protein of 767 amino acids. The transcript is spliced from 10 exons.